CAUUAUUACCUUUUAUUCUGAAAUGGCGAUUAUAGGAGGCGGAAAUAACGCUACUUGAAGGACGCUAGUCAAAGUUGAAUUAAAGUUGCCGAGCGCUCGCAGCUAAAGCUAGUGAAGGAUGGGCAUCCUUCUCGAUUUAGAUGAACUCAAAAGGUCGUCCGAUGCAAGUAUACGACCCGCAAAGUGGUGAGCGAAACGCCUGGUAAAGGAUGUCAAAAACUGAGUGCAAAGCAGCCAAAGAGUUGACCCAGGCGAUGGACGAAACAAUGCAGCGGCUACGAGGAAGAUUCCAGGCCAUUACUGAACAUUUGGAACAACAAAUAGAUGAGAUGGGAACACGAAUCAGCUGUCUGGAGGAGAACGUGACAGAGCUCAUGACACAAGCCGGCAUGGAUGAGCAACCCGUUUCCGAAGUGGCUGACGUCUCUCCCCAAUAGAUUCCACAUCAGAGAUCAAAACUAUGGAUGCAGCCAAAUAAGUAUUACAUGCUAAGCAAUGAUGCACAUCUUCACUACCUCUAUGAAGCACUUGAAAUAUACCUAUUUUUUUGUAAGAGUUGAACCCAGUGUUAUUGUUAUUUGGUAGGAUGUUGAAACUGCUACCUUUUGACAUUUGAAAAAAUGCCUUUAUAUUGUUCCGUGAACAGUGAGCAACAACCACACUGUCACAAGUGGUAAUGAAAAGAAGUUUAGUCGUACUUUACCUCAAAAAGUGAAACUCGUAGUUGUAUUCAUGACACAAUCUUUAAAAAAAAAAUCUGUAUCGUUUUUAGUUCUAUUUGAGCUACCUCAAACAAUUUGAAUAAAACACAAUCAAAAUGACUCUUACAAAACAAAUUGGGCAGUAAUUGGCCUUCUAUUUUCCAAUGUGUGUCACGAAUUUGAAUGAGUUUCACCUUUUGAAUGAGGCUACUGACAUCAAGUCUACCAUCAUCUAAUUCAUUGAGAUCAAAGAUCCAGCUCUAUUCUAUAUCUGGAAUGAAACGGUAAAAGAAGAAAAACUCUUCAUCGUCAGAGAUGAAGAAAUAGUAAAUUAUAAAAUAAGUCUAUGCAAGUUAAAUAUAUACAUAUAUAUAUAUAUUUGAAUAUUUAUUUUUUUCGAAAAUGACAUCCUUUCAUGACGUUUUACCAAACUGCCAAGAUGUACAAAUAAAUUUGCAUUGAAAUACUG
Messenger RNA from Hippocampus comes (tiger tail seahorse), 1170 nucleotides. RefSeq names its product heat shock factor binding protein 1 like 1 (gene hsbp1l1). The record is from RefSeq and is a predicted model, not a curated record. Gene Ontology annotation, cellular component: cytosol; nucleus. Bases 210 to 437 code for a protein of 75 amino acids. The transcript has 3 exons. Gene Ontology annotation, molecular function: transcription corepressor activity. Gene Ontology annotation, biological process: cellular heat acclimation. Lineage: Eukaryota; Metazoa; Chordata; Actinopteri; Syngnathiformes; Syngnathidae.